This is a messenger RNA of Dicrocoelium dendriticum, 1869 nucleotides long. The record is from the annotation of a GenBank genome assembly. Lineage: Eukaryota; Metazoa; Platyhelminthes; Trematoda; Plagiorchiida; Dicrocoeliidae.
AUGCACAACGUUCCCGAAGUGACUAUUCUACCGGAUGUGCGUUAUUCCGAUAUCAUUGUGCUCACCGUGGAUACGGUGCGUUGUGGACAUCUGAUUGAAAUGCUUUUGCUGGCGAAAAAACCUGUUAUCUGUAUUGGCCCCACCGGGACGGGAAAAACGAUGACAAUUAUGCACAAGCUCACACGUAACAUGCCAAAAGAAUACUUAUCAGAUUGCCUUGUCUUCAGUGCGAAAACCACCGCACGCCAGACUCAAGAGCUGAUCGAUAGCAAGCUGGACAAACGGCGAAAGCAAGUGCACGGGCCGCCGAUGGGCCGGUUUCUGGUGUUUUUCAUUGAUGAUCUGAACAUGCCUGCUCUUGAGGUCUUCGGCGCUCAGCCCCCAAUCGAGCUGAUUCGUCAGUGGAUGGACUUCGGUGGAUGGUACGACUCGAAGAACAUCGGAGAGUUCCGCAAGCUUGUUGAUAUGAACUUUAUCGGUGCCAUGGGUCCACCAGGUGGUGGACGCAACCCUUUUACGCCGCGCCUAACGAGACACAUUAACUUUUUGGCUUCCAAUGAACUGGAUGAACAAAGUAUGCGAACAAUCUUCGGUGUGGUGCUCAAAUCAUGGCUGUCUCGACCAGGCUCAGACAAACCUGCCGCACAGCUCCUGCAGCACGCGGAUGCUCUUGUACAAGCUUCCAUCCAAGUAUACACAACGAUUCCAUCGCAACUUCUACCAACCCCGGCCAAGAGUCACUACACCUUUAACAUGCGAGACUUGUCAAAGGUGUUCCAAGGCAUGCUAAUGGUAGAACCUGGCAGUUUGACUGGUAGUCUGGAGCAGCUGCUUCGUUUGUGGUUCCAUGAGUCGUCUCGAGUGUUCCAAGAUCGCCUUGUCAACGAGGCGGACCGUGGCUUGUUCCGUGAUUUGAUCAGCACCAAAUCCAAGGAGACAAUCCAACUUACCAUAACUGAUUACGUUAAGUCUGAACCACUGCUGUACGGUGAUUUCUUAACCGCUGCUGCAAGUGAUGUGUGGAAAUACAUCGAAAUGACAGAUCACUCGCAGGUGCUGCAAGUGAUGGAAGAAAAUCUGGAAGAUUACAACCAAGUCAGCACGGCCAAAAUGAAUCUGGUUCUCUUCAUGUACGCGAUAGAACACAUUUGCCGCAUCGCGCGUAUCAUUCGACAACAUCAGGGCAACGCUCUUCUGUUGGGCAUGAGCGGCAGUGGUCGCCAGAGCCUGACUCGAUUGGCAGCACACAUGGCCGAGUACGAGUGCUUCCAGAUCGAAUUGUCCAAAACCUAUGGGUUUACAGAGUGGCGCGAAGAUUUGAAGAAGAUUAUGCUCACUGCUGGUAUAGAUGACAAUCCAGUGAUCUUCUUAUUCUCGGACACUCAGAUCAAAUCGGAAUCAUUCCUGGAAGACAUCAACAACAUUCUGAAUGCUGGUGAUGUGCCCACUAUUUACAGUCUCGACGAUCUUGACAAAAGCUAUGACGCCAUGAAGUUAAUAGUCAGUGAGCGAGGAUUACGACCAACAAAAACCAAUCUAUUCAACUGUUACACUAAGAGAGUUCGUGACAACCUCCACACCGUAAUCACCAUGAGCCCCGCUUGGCGUGUUUUCCAAAAUCUACGGAAUGAAGAAGCAAGAAGUGAUCGCCGCUCGAAACAGAACGAAAACCGGUUUGGACAAACUUUUUCCACCGAGGAAGUGAUCUCAAAGUUGCAAGAAGAGCUGGAGGUGAUGAAAUCAGAGCUGGAGAAAGCUGUGGAAGAAUCCAAAGUGAUCGUAGAAGAGAUAGCGCGUGAUUCCAAGAUUGCCGAAGAGACACAGAAAGUGAUGUUGUAUGAGGAGCAACAAGCAACGAAGAAAGCCUAA